CACCCUCGUGCAGAUGAGUUUGCAACUAACAACUAAGACACGGCUACAGCAUGCCAGCGGCUAAGAACGAAGAGGGCUAGUAAUCAUGCACAUGAUAAUGCACAUCGUCUAACACACACAAAAAAUUGAUCCUCGUGUGCGAGUUUGCCCCUGAUAAUUAAGACACUUCCGAUAGGCCCAUAUACUAAUAAAUAUAUGAAACAAUAACAAGACAGCAGAGCGGCAUAAACUUGCCUUGAAGAUGGGGGACAAACUCUCAGGGCUUGAACUGACAAGAUUCCACUAAAAUGAUAGCUUGAGCAUGCAACUAUGUGAAGAUCCAUCAUCAAACUAUACCAUUGUUAAUUAGUCCUUGCUGCCAAUUAGUGGAACAUGAUAGAGUGAACAUGAGACGACUUUUGUGUUGGGAUCUCUAUGCUUCUGCCAGAUCUCAAGGCUGAUGUAAUGGCAUGAUUCUUCAUGUUUACUAAUCAGAUGCUGCAGCACAGCUGUACACAUAUCUUCUGUAUAAAUAGGCGUCAGCAGAAUGGUAGAUGCAUCAAACUAGAAGCUCUUCUUUCUUCCUCCUCUCUUCGGCCACAAUACAGAGCAAAUCUUCAAGCUCAGACAUGGCUUUCCACCAAAGAUCGACAAGUUUGCCUUCUAGGCCUCACGUCAGUGAGACCGAAGUCGAGCUAGAGCUUCAGAGCCUGGAAGCAAGCAUUUCUUCCUCCAAUUCCAUCAGCACGAUGUGCGAUGGUCUCAGGAAUCUUGCAAACAUCUACGAUGCUCUUGAAGAGAUUAUUUGCCUACCAAGCAACCAAGUUUGCUCCUCCCAGCAGAGGAACAUAUUUGAUGGAGAAAUGGAACGUUCUCUCGAGCUCCUUGAUCUCUGCGGUGCCAUGCAAGAGAUCUUCGUCGAGAUGAAGGCCAUCAUCCAAGAGCUGCAAGUGACUCUAAGGAAAGGGGAUGUUGCAGCUGCUCAAGCCAAGAUCCAGUCUUACACCCACUUGGCGAAGAAGGCCAGGAGCCAUUUCAAGAAGGCCACGAAGAAGGCUCCUGCGGAUUUCAGGAUGGUCAUGCUAUUGGCCAAGGCCAGGGAGGUCUCUGCCUCUCUCCUGGAGUGCACACUCCAUCUCGUGUCGAAGAAAAUCGAAAUGCCUAAACAAUCUCUUGUUUCCAAGGCAUUUCACAAGAAGAAAGCGGUUGUUUGUAAGGAGGAACAAUUGUCGGAGUUAGAGUGCAGUAUCGGAGAUCUUGAGAGUGGAGCAGGACAUCUGUUCAGGAAAUUAAUCCAGAGCAGAGUUUCUCUACUCAACAUCCUUAGCUCAUAGAUACUCCCAAGUCAUUCUUGGCGCCCUCCGAUCGGCAUCCGCCUUUUAAGGAAUAGCUGAUCUUCAUACAACUAUACUGUAUAAAUGUACAUGGUACUACAGAAAUAGAAAGUGAAACCAAAGUUUUGAUCCAUUUGACCAUUUCAUCCUUGAAGACGUGUUUGUGAUCCCA
Molecule: messenger RNA, 1485 nt
Organism: Triticum aestivum (bread wheat)
Lineage: Eukaryota; Viridiplantae; Streptophyta; Magnoliopsida; Poales; Poaceae
Exons: 1
Coding region: 534-1313 (259 amino acids)
Biological process (GO): root development; shoot system development
Source: RefSeq, a predicted model, not a curated record